AUGACGGAGAGGGGCAAACUGCAGACCUUUGCGGCCCAGGAGGUAUGCAAGUCUGGAGUCAGUGCAGCCGGGCCUCCAAGCUCUGGCUGCUGGAAGCACCUGGGUUAUGCUUUUACCCCGAUUCCUGAUUUCCAGCUGUUCCAGCCAGAGGCAGACAGAAAGUUGGAUGGACUCGCCAAGCUCCGGACUGCUCGUGAAGCCCCGUCUGAGUGCGUCUGUCCCCCAGGCCCCCCUGGAAGGCGCGGCAAGCCCGGAAGAAGAGGCGACCCCGGUCCUCCGGGGCAAUCAGGACGCGAUGGCUACCCGGGACCACUUGGUCUGGACGGCAAGCCCGGACUUCCAGGCCCCAAAGGGGAGAAGGGUGCACCCGGAGACUUUGGCCCCUGGGGAGAACAAGGGCAAGAUGGAGCUACAGGGCCUCCGGGGCCACCUGGGCCACCUGGGGCCCGGGGCCCUCCUGGUGACACUGGGAAAGACGGCCCCAGAGGAGCUCAAGGCCCAGCGGGUCCCAAGGGAGAGCCUGGACAGCACGGCGAGACGGGCCCCAAGGGACCCCCAGGGCCCAAGGGGGAAGAUGGGGCGCCCAGCCAGCCAGGGCUCCCGGGACCCCCGGGGCCCAAGGGUGAGCCGGGGAGUGUGGGGCCCCAAGGGCAGAGCGGCGUGGACGGCGCCCCAGGCCUGAAGGGGGAGCCCGGCCCUAGAGGCGCGGAUGGAGCCGCAGGGCCCCGGGGUCCCCCAGGCCUCAAGGGCGAGCAGGGGGACACGGUGGUGAUCGACUACGACGGCAGGGUCCUGGAUGCCCUGAAGGGUCCCCCUGGGCCGCAGGGAGCCCCAGGGCCACCAGGGAUCCCCGGAGCCAAGGGUGAGCUCGGAUUGCCGGGUGCCCCAGGAAUCGAUGGAGAGAAGGGUCCCAAAGGACAGAAAGGAGACCCAGGAGAGCCCGGGCCGGCUGGGCCCAAAGGGGAAGCAGGCGAGAUGGGCCUAUCUGGCCUUCCGGGUGCCGACGGCCCCAAGGGAGAGAAGGGAGACUCAGCACCUGAGAGCCUGCAGGAGAGCCUGGCCCAGAUCAUAGCGGAACCAGGGCCCCCAGGGCCGCCAGGGCCCCCCGGCCCCCAGGGCCUCCCAGGAAUCCAGGGCCCCAAGGGCACGGAUGGAGCAAAGGGAGAGAAAGGUGCAUCCGGUGACAGAGGCCCUAGCGGCCUGCCUGGGCCAGCCGGCCCACCAGGCCUUAUUGGGUUACCAGGAACCAAAGGAGAGAAGGGCAGACCCGGGGAGCCAGGACUUGAUGGCUUCCCGGGACCCCGAGGCGAGAAAGGUGACCGGAGUGAGCGUGGGGAGAAGGGGGAGCGAGGAGUCCCUGGCCGGAAAGGCGUGAAGGGCCAGAAAGGAGAGCCGGGGCCACCCGGCCUGGACCAGCCGUGUCCUGUGGACCACCCCCAGUACGGAGGCAAGCAGGGGCUACCUGGCUCCAGGGGCCCAGCGAGGGGCAACAGGCCCUGCCCUGUGGGACAAGACGGGCUGCCUGUGCCGGGCUGCUGGCAUAAGUGAUCCCAGGCCCAGCUCACAACUUGUACAGAUCCGUGUGAACCUUUUUAAUUUCUGUAAAAACAGAACAGUAAUAUAUUGAUCUUUCAUGGAACACACCGCUGUGGCCUGUAAACCUGGUGAGUGCCACCCAGCCCAGCAGGCAGCAUGCAGGACAGGUGCACUUGCAGCCCUGCAGGGCUCUGCUUGCCCAGGAAGGAGACGACAGUGACCGCGCCUGCGUGGUUGGGCUUCUGGUCACUGGACGAGCAGACUUUGCCGGCCACUGUGCCCCCAACGCCAGGAGUCCGGCCAUACCGGAUCGAGCCAGACCCACUUGGCGUGCUGCUCUGCCCUCUCCAACUCCAGACCUCGGCCGCAGCUGGCCACCUGGACCCUGGUUCACCAAAGCACUUGGCACCGGGCCAGUAGGUGAAGAAAGCACCACGCUGGUCUGGCUUCCUCUGGCAGCAGCAAGCAAGGCCCAGACGCGGAGCCACCUGCGGGGCAGACUCCCAAGGCAGGGGAUGGAGAGCCCCUCCUGCGGCACCACUUCCUGCCUCACCACUUCACUCCUGAGGGGAGGCCCCCACCCGGGAAUGGGUCAGCCUGGCAGCAAGGUGCAGGGGGGCUGGCACAAGGCUGGCCCCUGCAGGUCUGCGGGGAUCCCCUCCUCUGUGUAACCGCAGUGCUCGCUCGUGGGAUGAACACCACCCGUGUCUGCUGUGCCUGUCCUUGCGGUUGGCCCUGGCCGCUUCUGGCACAGAGCGCUGGAGAGACAGGGACACUUUGGUAUCAGAGCCAACCCAGAAUCAGAGGAGGAAGUGCAGGAUUGGGCUGAGACAGGAUAGGAAGACAGCUCCACAUGGGCCUGCCACAAUCAGCACAGUCCUUGGGCCUGUUGCUCCCUGUCACUGAGCUCAGGCCCUGUGGCUUCCUCUACUCUUGUUGCCAGUGAAUGCUGCAUGCCGAUCACCCCAAAGCUUGUUGCCUUAAAAUAUGGCCAAGGGUGAUGGCACACACCUGUCAUCUCAGCACUCAGGAGGCUGAGGCAGGAGGAUCACAAGUUCAAGGCC
Fukomys damarensis (Damara mole-rat) is the source of this 2600-nucleotide messenger RNA. RefSeq names its product collagen type XXIII alpha 1 chain (gene Col23a1). The coding region runs from base 1 to 1548 and encodes 515 amino acids. The record is from RefSeq and is a predicted model, not a curated record. Lineage: Eukaryota; Metazoa; Chordata; Mammalia; Rodentia; Bathyergidae. The transcript is spliced from 31 exons.